Messenger RNA from Oryzias latipes (Japanese medaka), 4078 nucleotides. RefSeq names its product prominin 1 b (gene prom1b). Gene Ontology annotation, molecular function: cholesterol binding. Gene Ontology annotation, cellular component: prominosome; cilium; apical plasma membrane. The record is from RefSeq and is a predicted model, not a curated record. NCBI's taxonomy places the organism in Eukaryota, Metazoa, Chordata, Actinopteri, Beloniformes, Adrianichthyidae.
CCACCGAGGCAGAAAUCACCUGUGACGAUAGAACCUAGGAGGCGGAGGACAGGUUGGCUGUCCAAAUCGUCGCACGCGCCUUUAAACGCGAACGCGUAACGUGCACGUUAGAUUAAGUUGAUCUCAGCCCGCGCGGAGGUGAGCGCGAGGACACCGGGACAGUGAGCUCAUCCUCCAGGAGCAUGCCAGUGAUGAGCCCGGUGGUGCCUGGGAAUUGCGAGCUAGCGGCAGACGCGAGCUGGACCGUUUGAUGUUCAUCCUUGAGGUUCGGCUCCGGGCUGUUGUGUCGGGGUUGCGGGGAUAAAGGAGCGAGGAAGAGGAGUUUGCCGCCCUCCUCAUCCCCCCCUCCCCGUACCGCCUGGCACGUCGCCUGCCUUCCCUCGUUCUCUUGUCUUUUCGUGAGCUACACAUUCAGACAUUCCCCGAGCCAUGCUGUGGAUAAGGUGGCUCGUUCUGCUGCUCUGCUGGGGGGCGUCAAGCGGCGAGCAGCAGGCGGAGGAGGAGGACGAAGCCCGGACUCAGGUGUUAUCGGACUCCCCCAGAAGGCGCUCUCCUCCGCCGGUGGAGCAGCUGGACUUUGGGUUUGUCCCAUCGGCGAUAUAUGACACCCAUGCUUACUACGAGCCAGGGAGCAUAAGCAUCCUUUUCCACAUGGUCCACGCGUUUCUCUACGUUGUUCAACCUAACCCUUUCCCCAAAGAUCUUAUUGUCAGAGUCAUUCAGCAGAACAUGGGAGGAAUUAAAAUGGAAGAGUGGAGAAAGCCAGAAAACGUUGUGCUGUUGCUACAGUGGAUCCACUAUGAAGCUGGAUUCCUACUUUGUACGAGCAUUGGCAUCGUGUUUGUGGUCCUGACUCCCAUCAUAGCCACGUGUUUCUGCAUGUGUCGAUGCUGUGAUAACUGCGGAGGUGAGAUGCAUCAGAGGCAGAGGAAAAACGCAGACUGCCACAGAGGUUUCUUCACCGCCUCUCUUAUCGCCACCACCAUCUUCAUCAUCCUGGGGGUGUUUGUCGCAUAUGCUGCCAAUCACAAUAUCAGCUCUCAAAUCCGAAACACUCGGCGACUCAUUAACACCAACAUGAGAGACUUGAAGACAUUUGCUAACAACACUCCUGCGCAAAUCGAAUACCUGACAGCCCAGUACACUACAGCAAAGAACAAAGUCAUGUCAGACCUUGACAACAUUGGACCUUUACUUGGAGGUAGGAUCCACAUCCAUCUGGAAAAAGAAGUGGUUCCUGCACUGGACGGUGCUCUGCGACUGGCAGGAGCAAAAAUUGAGAAUGCCAUCAAAGCCAUGCGGGAGACCAAAGAGGCCCUGGAGAAUGUCAGCUCCUCUUUGGAAAUUCUUCAGGAAGGAAUAGGGAAACUUCAGGCGAGUCUGUCUGAGGAGCGUGCUUCUCUGUCCAACACUCUGUCUGACCCCGCAUGCACCAACGGAGCCGUGUCACCCACCUGUAACACCAUCCGUUCCACUCUGCCUCAGCUGGGAAUCAAUGCCGACUACUCCAAGCUUCCUAAUGUUGGUCAUGCUUUGGCCAAUAUCAACACUGUUUUGAGAAUAGACCUCAGCAACAUCGUUCAAAGGGGUUAUGCCUCUUUUAAUGACACUCCAAAGCUGGUCAAAGAACAAACCAGAAACAUUGUCACAGCUUUGCCACGAGUAAAAGGCAUGCUAGACAAGAUUGGUGCAGAGAUCAACGGCUUCUCCAAGAUGUUCCCAGUGGAAGCCUCACUUGCCAAUUUCACUAACUUCCUUAAUGAAAGACACCGGAGCAUUGAGGCAUUUUACCCACAGAUUGACCAAAUGGAUUUUUACAGGUGGAUUGCCUGUGUAGCAGUGCUCUGCACGAUUGUUUUGAUCCUGGCCUUCAACAUUCUCGGCCUGCUUUGCGGCUCCUGCGGCUACGAUAAGCAGGCCACCCCAACAACGCGCGGCUGCCUGUCAAACACUGGAGGAAAUCUGCUGAUGGCUGGGGUAGGCUUCUCCUUCAUCUUUUCCUGGGCACUGAUGGCUAUCGUAACAACCCUGUUUGCUGUCAGUGGAAACACGGAGAAGCUAAUAUGUGAACCUCUGGCCAACAGACAGCUUUUCAAGAUUAUAGACACGCCAUUCCUGGUUCAUCCUGAAAAGAAGAAUUUUCUUCCUGGGAUGCUCUUCCAAAAUCCAAACAUUGACUUGACUUUGGGUAGUGUUUACAGGGAGUGCUAUGAGAACAACGGUCUGUAUCACGCUCUGCAGCUGGAGACCAUGUUCAACAUCAACUCAUUCCUCAACAGAACAGUGUACAACAAGGAUCUGGCCAAACUGUUUGAAAGUGUGAAAGUGGACCUAAAAGAUAUCACCCUGCUGGAGCAGGCAGGCAGAGACAAUCUGAUGAACUUUGCCAACUCUGGAAUAGGACAGAUUGACUAUGCCGCUUUCCUUUCUGAGGUUAAUAAAGGAGUUACUCUUGUGGAUCUGUUGUCUUUCUGCGCUGAUCUGGAGGAUCAGGCUGACCAGUUGCCACGUGGAGCUCUGGAGAAUGCACUGAAAGGACAUGCCAGCAGCAUCAGAACCAUUCACAGAGAACAGGUGGUGCUUUUGGAGCAAGCAAUGAAAUAUGUCAGAGCGCGGAGCACCCUGAGCCAGAGCAUCAAGCUGCUGCAGAAGACUUCAGACGACCUGCCAGUUAAAGUGACAAAUAUCCUGAGCGCCAUUGAUGCAGCAGAGUUUCUCAUCGUUCAUAAUGCUUCCUUUGUGGUUAAGCAGGAAACAAAAAACUUCAUGCAAAGCUUAGAGGGAUAUUUCAAACAGUACACAGGAUGGGUUAAAAGCUCUCUAACAUCAGAGGUUGCUCAGUGCAAGCCCAUCAGCAACAUGGUGGACAGCAUGGAGAUAGUUGGCUGCAGCUUCAUAGUGGACUCAGUGAACACCUUCUGGUUUGGUCUGGGAGGCUGCUGCAUCCUUCUGAUCCCCAGCAUCAUCUUCUCCAUUAAACUGGCCAAGUACUACAGACGAAUGGACACUGAGGACGUGUUUGAAGAUUUGGAUAAUACAGGUAAUCGUGGUCAAGUGUUUGAUAUCCGCGGGAACGUCAAUGAGGUCAGUUCUCCUUAUGACACUCUGACUUGGUUCUCUCGGGCCUCUGCACCUCCAAGCGAAUGGUGACUCACAGGAUCGGUCCGCCUUACAGAGUGGUCAGGAGAACUGGAACUGAUGUGAUCUCUCUGAAUCUGUUCUGGAUUCAUGUUAAGACCAAAACAUGACGUACGGUAGGAUUCUGGAUGAGUGAUGACGGCAUCUCUUCCCUCCAAUUUUCACCAGCUGCCAAGCUUUGAUGUUUUCUCUCAACCACACUUGCUUCUGUAACUUUUCAUGCUGAACUUCUGCAUAUUCAGAAUUACAUGUAGAGGAUUGGAUUUAUAUGUACAACAACAUCGUCAGCUUACAUCGUCAUGGUGACACAACAUUUUUUACACUUUCAAAGCUUUUGAAAGUUUUAUAUAUUUUUACUAAUCCUUGUUUUAUAACAUGUCACUAGUAUUUUUUAGAGAUAGCUUUUUUUGGUGAAUAUUUGUAACAUAGUUUUUCAUUAUUUUUGAUUUAUCAGACGCACUUAUCAGGUAGAUGUUUAGAGGAUGGUUUGACAUUUUGGGGAAAAAAAUAAAAGACUCACUUUCAGGUCAGAUGAUUGUAUCUCAAAUAAAGUUUUAAAGGAUUUGUAUUUUCUACAAACCAAAUACAAGGUGUAAAAUGAAUUUAAGCCAGUGUUUUCUUUUGUUUUUUACCAAAGAAAGGCAUCGUCCAAAAAUGUUGAACUGUUCCUCUAAACACUAACGAGUUAACUGGCAGCUCAGUUUUGCUCUGUAAUCUUUAUUAGGAGCCCAGGAGUUUAUCCUUGUUUCUUCAAAGUGUCGCAUUUCAUUCAGCACAUCUUUUUCGGCAAAGUUUUCGAGACGGCUAACAAACAGACUUUUCAAUCUCACCUGACUGUUAGUAAGAGUGUUGUAGAUUUGACAACAGAGGUCUGAUGUACACCAACAAUGUUGGAGCUUGUGGAGAGGUUGCAGAUCUGUAAUAAAACGUCCGCCUAACA